AUGUGGUGGCUGCUCGAUCAGUUCUUGACCUGCCCAUGCCUGGGCAGGGGAAAGGACGCCCCCUUGCUGCCGGAAGAAGACAGCGGAGGUGGUGCUGACUUCGGGUGGGCCGUUGCCAAGAACCAGAGACAGAGGAUGGAAGAUGCUGUGGACGUCCAGGAGGACGUGGCAGGAUUCCGGAUGUUCGCAGUCUAUGAUGGGCACGCCGGCGACGAGGCAGUGUCCAUCAUCAAAAAAACCUUGCCGGACAUCCUCAGAACGCAUCUUCAGGAGGAGCCUGACGUUGAGGAAGCCAUUCGCCUGGCCUUCCGCAACACCGACGAAGAGCUCAUGAAGACAGUCUUGGCGGCAGCUCGAAAACCCGAGGAGGUCAAGGUGUCCUCGGGCACCGUUGCAGUCCUGGCCCUCGUGAAGGACAAGGACCUUUGGAUCUGCAACCUCGGCGAUUGCCGAGCGGUCCUGUGCACCGAUGGCACCAAAGCCAAGGCUGUCUCGGCUGAUCACGGGGCGGAAAAGAACCCAGCCGAAGCCGAACGGCUUCAGAAGCUUGGGGUUGAAGUGCGCGGAGGCUAUGUUGGAGACCACGUGGCCGUCUCUCGCGCCUUUGGGAACAUCACCUAUGCAAGCGGCGAGAAGGUGAAGGGCAUCAUCAAUGAGCCCGAUGUGUAUAAAAUUGAGAUUGAUGAGGAGACCGAUUUUUUGAUCCUGGCCUCGGAUGGCAUUUGGGACCCUCUUAAGGAUCAAUUUGCGGUGACCCAUGCUCGAAGGGCAUUGCGAACAACCGAGCAACCACAGGAUGCCGCGAAGGCAGUGGUCGAAAAUGCCGCGAAAGUCAGCGCAGCUGACAACGCAGCUGCGAUAGUACUAGUUUUCAAGUUCCCAGAGCCUCUGCCGAAGAGGAACACGAGGCCACGUAUGACCCUCGCCGGCUUGAAUGAGCCAUAA
Messenger RNA from Symbiodinium pilosum, 945 nucleotides. NCBI's taxonomy places the organism in Eukaryota, Dinophyceae, Suessiales, Symbiodiniaceae. The record is from the annotation of a GenBank genome assembly.